UCUGAGGGGCUAUAAGACCCCCACCCCUCCAGUCCCAUCUGGUUUGUCAGAGGCUCCACAGCGCGUCCAAAACUCACAAACUCUGAGGCACGACAUGGUCCGGGACUCUUCAUAGAGAGGGGGCUGUUGCAAAGACAUGGACUUUCAUCAAAUGAGGCUUUAAGACAGCUAAACUCGCUGGAUUGGAUGUUUAAGCCGACGUUGGAGCACUGAAAGAAGGGAGUUUGAAUUGUUCCCUGAUUGCGUUCCCAGAUGACAGCUCUUUUUUGAACUCCACCCCCUCCCCUUCUAACAUGACCACGAUGGUGAACGCUUCCGACUGCACAGACUGGCCUCCAGUGCCCAUGACUACAAUCAUCCCCUCCAUCUACAGUGUUAUUUGUGUAUUGGGCAUCAUUGCCAACACCCUGGCCGUGUGCGUGUUGGCCCACGCGAGCGCUUCAAGGAGAACCGUAGCCAACACGUUCAUGCUGAACCUGUGCGUGUCUGACCUUCUGUUCCUGUUGUCUCUCCCGCUGUGGGCUGUCUACUACUCACAAGGCUACAGCUGGCCCUUUGGACGCAUGGCGUGCAAGAUCUCUGGAGCGCUGCAUAACCUCAACCUGUACGCGUCUAUCUUCUUCAUCACAUGCAUGAGCAUGGACCGCUACUUAGCUUUGGUGCACCCGCUACGCUCUCAGAGCGCACGAGACCCCAGACGUGCCAAGCUCAUGUGCAUCCUGGUGUGGGUUCUGGCAUGUGCUUGCACUGCCCCCACCAUGGCUCUGAGGGACACUCACUACAUUGAGGCAUUGGGUGUGGAGGCUUGUGUGAUUCUCUAUCCAGAUAAUACCUGGUAUCGAAGCCUGUCCUGGAUGAAAGUACUGCUGGGCUUCCUGCUACCAAUGAUCAUCAUCUCUUGUUGCUAUUGUGCAAUUGGUAGACACUUGUUGUCUGGGUCUGGGCUCAUAAGAAUGCAGAAACCAUCACGCUAUGGUGGCACAUGUAAAUCCUCAGGGUCACAGGACAGCUGCAGUAAACCAGAGGGACCCCCGACCCCAUGUGUGAACCCCAGUCCCAGUGGAGGCAGACCCAUGGAGGGAAGAGGGCUUGAAAGGGUCUUGUGGACUGUGGCUGCUGUUGUCUUGGCCUUCUUCUUGUGCUGGUUCCCCUUCCACUGUGUGACAUUCAUAGACAUACUAAAGAGUGGAGACUGGUUGGACAGUUGCUGGACAGAUUGGGUCAUCCAUAACCUCACCCCUCUAACCCUCUGCUUGGGCUUCUCCAACUCUACCAUCAACCCGGUGCUUUACUGCUUCAUCGGGAACCAUUUCCGAGGCCGCCUGGGGGCCCUUAGUAAGGGCCUGUGUGUGCGUUUUAAAGCUCGUGAGGAGGAAAACAGUCAGAAGAGGGGCUCCUUCAGCACAAGGCUCAGUUCUUUCUCACGAAAACUCAGUGACCUGAAAGAUCUGGCGAUUGUUGAAGCCUCCGCUCAUGCUUCGGCAACUGGCGAAACUUAACACUGGGAAAUGAAACAAGAAUUGAUUCAAUUUAGUCUGAAAAUUGUCGGUUGCUUUGCCAGUUGUAGGAAGAACAGAUUGUGACUUCAGAUUCCAAAGCAAAGAGGAAAUGAAGAAGUACAGCUUGGGGUCUUUCAGGAUGACACAGGUUUCAAGGGCUUUCUGCACAAAACCUUCAAGCACAUCCUCUACUUUGCAAAUCUUACAUGUGGAGCCCAUCGCGGAACAUGCUACGUGUUGGCACAGUACAGUACAAGACCACGGGAUGAUUUAUCUGCAGUUACUUGCACAAAAUAAGAAAGCUGCUGCACCUAUCGCCUAGUAACUAAAUCAGCACCUUGGAAUACUAUUAUAUUGCUUUCCAGUACCUUUAAGUAGCUUUGGUGACUCCAUGUUCCAUAUCAGGUUCCAAUAGGUCAGUGACAAUUUCUAAUGAUUUGGCAGUUUGAUUGCUUUGGUUUCAUCUUACAACUGGACAAUCUACCCAUGGUACAUGUCACACAGCAUAUACGUAGCCACUGCAGUUUAAUGAGAUUCAGCCUUUGCAAAGAUAACGAUGCUUAGAUUCGAUUGAUAUGUUGAAUAUUAUUAUAUUGUGGUUUUCAUUGGUAUACCAAGCUGUUUCUAAUAUUACGACUCUCUUCAUAUCCAUAUCUCCUGUAAUACCUACUGUACCCGUUGUUACGUCAGCAGGUUAAAAUGUUUUCUGUUUUUCAACUUUACAUUUCCUUAUCCAAUCAUACCGUCGGCUGAUAUGACAAUAUAUUUUAUAUAGUGUGAAUGACAUAAUAAUGUCUUAUUUUGUAUAGUUAAGCACAAAACUAUUCAUACCGUCGUCAAAUUCUGUGUUGAAGUGACUUUUGAAUGGAUCUCUUCUGUCUAAUAAUGAAAUAAACAUCAAACGUUAUGAGAUAGGAAUAAGAGAUUUCAUAUUUUAUGGACAUGUUUCCUCUCAACACAGGCAGGUUCUAAGCUGACUUGAAUCGUCUAGAUCAGGGGUUUCAAAAGUGCGGCGCUUGCAUUUUUUUUUUUUAUAGGCCUUUGCAGAUUGAAAAAAUAAAACGAAUUCAUUAUUGAGAUAUAUUAUUAGAUACUCGACUCAUCAGCUUCAUUCCAUCUGCCUCUGUCUACAUAUUUUUGUCAAACUGUCAUACGGCUGCAAAUUAAAUGUAGUUUUGGCCAUGGACGGUAGCCAGAAAGCAUGAGCAAUGUCAAAAUCCUUUUAAAAAAAAUGUCUGCUUCAGUAUGAGUAACAAAAGGUGUGUAAAGUCCAUUUUUGACACACAAAACCUCGCAAUGUUGACUCUUUUGUAGUUUUUACACAACAGUUGCAUUGUCAUGACUUCCUGGCGUCAGACUUCAUCUACUUGAAAAAAGUAGGGCCAUUUUUUGCAUCAUUUUAUCUCGUAGAUCAAACAGGAGUAGUCUUUGUUUGCGCAACAUUAAUUUUGUAGGUGAAGUCGAUUUACUUUUGCAGGUGAUUACAACUUACUUUUACAAGUCGACUUGUACAAAGACUACGGCAUAGAAUGAUGCAAAAAGUUGCCUUUUCUCAGUUGAUAAAACAUAUUUUAGUCACGAUGAGCUAGCUAAAUCAACUAUGUUGUCUAUGUCUUAGUCAGUCUGCCCAGUAUAAACAUUUACUUUCUGUUAGCCAUUAGCUAUGGUGUGUUAGCGGCCAACCGCUGAUGCUUACUUGAAAUUACAGUCAUUACAUUUGAAUAAAGUAUUUUAAAAUAACUUGCUAACAUUCGCUUCACAUAAGUGGUCUUUUGAAGCCUCUUGCUGUUGUUAAUUCAAAAUAACGUCAAGAGCCCCCGGCUAUUUUACUUAUUAAUUUCUCGAACAAUAUCAAACCUGAAAGACUGUAAUAAUUAACCAACUGUAUCACAAACAUUAGUUCUUACCUUAAAGUCCAGUCUCCUACUUUUCGAAUUUCUAGUGACUUUUUUCAAUGUACACUCAAUGAAACUGUUACAACAACUGCUAUGCUAGCUAGGCUAGUUCCGAAAGUAUAUUUAGAUCACUAUUACUAUGAUGUGGGACUACUAUCACACUUCCACAUGCCUAAUAGCCAUGAAAGUCUACAAACCAAUAAGCUUCCACCUGAGUAACGGUGAAAACAGCAAAAUAACAAACAAAAAAAAAGCCAGAGUAGCAUCACCAAUUGCGAUCCAAAGCUGGAUGUUGGAAAAUUUGAGCAUUUCCAAAGUUUGGGACUGCUCACGCCACCUGUCAACAUCUGUAAACCUGUAACAAAGUCCAAAAAACAUUGUUAAACGGUGCAGUGGGACAGAGCUUUAAGAUGUGGAUGUUUUUGGAUAGCUUAGCAUAUACUGACCUACUUUACAAUGGUUUCCGCAUCUUUAAUGUACAAAAUGUACCAAAGUGGGCGCCCGCAUCAUUUCAUUUAUCUGUAUGCAGCACUGACUGGAAACAGGUUGGAUACCCCUGAUUUAGAUGAUGCUAGUUAGACAUCUGGGAUAUGAAUCAUUUUAAAAACCUAUGAAAAUGUGAUAUUAACAAUCCAAAAACAUAAAAACAAUGCAAAUAUUGAACAUCAGCAUUUUCAGUCCAAAGAUAACCAUAGAAUAAAUAUUUGGCUCAAAAUUUGGCCAGGAUAUGAAUAAAUCUGUGCUUAACUGUCAGAGAAUGUAAUCCGGAUGUAUUGAUUCUUCACUUUUGACUCUCUUCAGUCCACAACAGGCCUCAUAAAAGGUACAGUUUUGACAUUACUUUGAUGUGUAAUCUUAUACCAUGUCACACUCUUGGAAUUUCUUUCAUAUUUUGCUUCUUUCCAUACCUUAAUUCUAAAAUAAAGUGCAAAAAUGUCUCCAAAAACAGAGACAAACCCAUGUGGAGUGCAUUUAGUCUCCCUCCCCUUUACAAUGACCUGACAUGAAUUGCACCUAUCAAGGCCUGAUAUCAGUCUCAUACAAACACCCCUGUGAUGCAUUCCAGUGUAAGUGGUUAUCCACUUGUGUUGGCUAAUCCGUGGUUUAUCUCUGUCUGUUGCUUGUGUCUCGUAUAGAUCCUCCACAUUCUGCACUGACCCUUGGACAUGACCUGCAAAUAUUUAUCACAUUACUUGUUUGCCCAGCUGGAGGCAACAUGCAAGAAGUUAUUAUGUAUUUUUCUGUUAUGUUACAAGGUAUUUUCUGUUUAAAACUAAUUGGUAGGCAAGGCAGCUUGGUGGCUUCUUUUCCAAUAACAAUGUCUAUUCAAGCAAGAGGGAAGAUAAUGCUCCCAAUUUAUUUUUAUGAUGCCUUCACAUUUGACCACUGGGUGGCGCUAACGUGCUGCAGAUGCAUUGGGCAGGCAGGGUCCUGCUGGCUGCUUCCCCUCACAUUCAACCCCAAAGCUCCAGUGCUAAUGAUCUCCAGGCUCAGAAAGCUAUGAUGAUGACUCAUGAAGGCUCUCGUCGUCAAUGCAUAAGAAGUAGAAACCUCCAACUUAUCCUGAUUGGAAGAUUCAAAGUCAUCAAACUGCCUUGUUCAAGAAGAGCAUGAGGUCAUUUCUAUGAAGGACAUCCGUGGCUGCCGCUAAUGAUAUACAUCUCACUGAGACUUGCCAACUUUGGAUAGCAAGUGCUUUUCACACCCGAAUACACUCUCGUUGUAAUCAUCAGCUUCCUCUUUACAGCAUCACUUGAUACAACGGUAACUUUGCAGCCGACAGGCCAGAUUGCAAGACGGGUUUGUUGCAACUCGGCAGUAUGUUCAGACAAACACGGCUUCAUUAGCCGCUUCCUUGCUGUCCUGUAGUGCAGGUGUGAGCGUCCUUGACACACAAUCAAUAGAGGACUCCUGCGGACGAGUAAUGAGAAAUUGUAAACUAAGCUGAAGUGCAGCCGACUCUUUUGGACAAUGCACUUUGUUGCCUGCCUG
Molecule: messenger RNA, 5386 nt
Organism: Dunckerocampus dactyliophorus (ringed pipefish)
Lineage: Eukaryota; Metazoa; Chordata; Actinopteri; Syngnathiformes; Syngnathidae
Gene: agtr2
Product: angiotensin II receptor, type 2
Exons: 2
Coding region: 294-1499 (401 amino acids)
Biological process (GO): G protein-coupled receptor signaling pathway; immune response
Cellular component (GO): membrane
Molecular function (GO): G protein-coupled receptor activity
Source: RefSeq, a predicted model, not a curated record